Pneumocystis carinii B80 is the source of this 4297-nucleotide messenger RNA. RefSeq lists its product as hypothetical. Gene Ontology annotation, molecular function: ATP-dependent chromatin remodeler activity; DNA binding; histone binding. Lineage: Eukaryota; Fungi; Ascomycota; Pneumocystomycetes; Pneumocystales; Pneumocystaceae. The record is from RefSeq and is a predicted model, not a curated record. Bases 47 to 4252 code for a protein of 1401 amino acids. Gene Ontology annotation, biological process: nucleosome organization; regulation of transcription by RNA polymerase II. The transcript is spliced from 18 exons. Gene Ontology annotation, cellular component: chromatin; nucleus.
AUAUGGUUAUAUUUUAGCUUAUAUAUAAUUACAGGUUCUAGAAAUAAUGGUAGAUGAAGAUCUAUCAGAAAGAAUGGAUAAGGGACCGGAGAGGAAUAUGGGGGGAUUAGAGGAGAGUGGUGGUAUGAGUAAUUUGAGCGAGGAAUUUAUAUCGGAAACAGAGGAUAAUAUGAAUGACAAAGAUUAUAAUUUGUCAGAUAAUGAGAGUGAGAGGGAGGAAAUGGAAGAGAUUCCUCGAUCGAAGAGGAAGAAUCAGGAAAAGGCGAAAAAGCGGCUGGAAACGCAGAAUUUUUCGAUAUAUGGGUUGAGAAGGUCAGAGAGAACACGAAAUGAACAAGUUCGUAAUAUGAAUAUGGAAUCAUCGGAUGAGCGUAUUUCAGAUGAAUAUGGAAUGGUAUCUAAGAAAAGAAGGAAGAAAAACCAUACGAGGACGCAAUCAAUACAAUCGUCAGUUGAAUCGUAUGAGAGUGAUUUUAGUGACAAAUCAAGAAAAAAGAAUCGAGUGUUUUUAAAGGAUGAAUUGAGAUUUUCUAAUAGGAAUUCGAAAACAUGUAAUUAUAAUGAGAAUUCUAUGGAUGAUGAGCUUGAUUUUACGAAUGAUGAUGAUAAUAAUUAUUUUUAUGAGAAAAAGUCAUCAAAAUCAUUAGAAACUCAAGAUAGUAUUGACGCAGUAUUGGAUCAUCGUCAAAUUAAUAAAGAUAAUUCUAAUGAAUUUAAUAAUUGGCAUGCUUCGGAAUAUCUUGUUAAAUGGAAGAAUCAUUCCCAUCUUCAUGAUUCAUGGGAAACAUAUGAUAAUUUGAAAAAAUUUCGAGGAUGGAAAAAAGUAGAUAAUUAUAUAAAACAGUAUAUUGAUUUAGAUAAGCAAAUAAGAGAAAACCCUACAACGAGUUCUGAAUAUAUUGAAGCCAUGGAUAUUGAGAGUGAAAGGCGUAGAAAUCUUUUAGUUGAAUAUCAAACUGUUGAUAGAAUUGUUUCUUCAAGAAUUGUUAAAAGUUGCAAAUUUGAUGAACAUCCUCAUACUGAAUAUUUUUGUAAAUGGAAACAGCUUUAUUAUGACUCGUGUACAUGGGAAUGCGCUUCUUUUAUUUUUAAUGCGCAAGAACAAAUUGAUAAAUAUUUGAAUCGAUCUCUAAGUCAUAUUCUUCCUCAUGAAAGCGUUUCAUAUGGUUCUUCUCGACCAAAGUUUAAAAAGCUUGAUGUUCAACCCGAAUAUAUCAAGAAUGGUGAAUUAAGGGAUUUCCAAUUAACAGGUGUGAAUUGGAUGGCAUAUUUAUGGUCAAAAAAUGAGAAUGGGAUUUUGGCUGAUGAGAUGGGACUGGGUAAAACGGCUCAGACCGUCUCUUUUUUGUCAUAUCUUGUGCAUUCUUUGCAUAUUCAUGGUCCAUUUUUAAUAGUAGUACCAUUAUCAACUAUUCCUGCAUGGCAAGAAAACUUAGAAACAUGGGCAACUGAUUUAAAUAGUAUUAUAUAUAUAGGAAAUUCAGAAGCUAGAAGAACUAUUCAGGAAUAUGAAUUUUAUAUUGAUAAAAAUCCCAAAAAAAUAAAAUUUAAUAUUCUAAUUACAACUUAUGAAUAUAUUCUCAAGGACAAAUCUGAAUUAAAUCAAAUCAAAUGGCAAUACAUGGCUGUAGAUGAAGCACAUAGACUUAAAAAUAGUGAAUCGCAACUUUAUGAAUCUCUAAGGGACUUUAGGACUGUAAAUCGUCUUUUAAUUACCGGAACACCUCUGCAAAAUAAUAUUAAGGAAUUAGCAGCGUUGAUAGAUUUUUUGAUGCCCAAGAAAUUUGAAAUUGAUAGGGAAUUAAAUUUUGAAGCACCUAAUGCUGAACAAGAAGCUUACAUUAGGGAUCUUCAUAAAAGAUUACAGCCUUAUAUUCUACGUAGAUUGAAAAAAGAUGUAGAGAAAUCUCUUCCAUCUAAAUCUGAAAGAAUUUUAAGGGUUGAACUAUCUGAACUACAGACAUAUUGGUAUAAAAAUAUUUUAACACGUAAUUAUAGGGCAUUAAGUAUGUCUACGGGAAAUAGUCAAUUGAAUUUAUUAAAUAUUGUUAUUGAGUUAAAAAAAGCUAGCAAUCAUCCAUAUCUUUUUCCUAAUGCUGAAGAAAAUUGGUUAAACAGUAUUGGAUCAAAAAGAAAUCGUGAGGAUAUUUUAAGAGGAAUAAUAAUAAAUAGUGGAAAAAUGAUUUUACUUGAUAAACUUCUUACUAGACUAAAAAGGGAUGGCCAUAGAGUUUUGAUAUUUAGUCAAAUGGUUCGUAUGUUAGAUAUUAUAGGUGAUUAUUUAGUUUUUCGCGGUCUUUCUUUUCAGCGCUUAGAUGGAACUGUGUCUGCAUCUAUUAGAAAAGCGUCUAUUGAUCAUUUUAAUGCUAGCGGUAGUCCUGAUUUUGUAUUUUUAUUGAGUACUAGAGCAGGAGGUCUUGGAAUAAAUCUUAUGACUGCAGAUACAGUGAUUAUUUUUGAUUCAGAUUGGAAUCCUCAGGCGGAUUUACAAGCAAUGGCUAGGGCACAUAGAAUUGGGCAAAAGUCGCAUGUUAUGGUUUAUAGAUUUGUCUCUAAAGAUACGGUAGAAGAAGAUAUAUUAGAACGAGCUAGAAGAAAAAUGAUUUUGGAAUAUGCAAUUAUUUCUUUAGGCGUUACAGAUAAAUCAAACUCAGGGAAAGCAGAUAAAUUCACAGCGCAAGAAUUGAGUGCUAUUCUCAAGUUUGGUGCAUUAAAUAUGUUUAAAGAUAAUGAUAAUCAGAAACGUUUAGAAGAUAUGAACUUAGAUGAUGUCUUAGAACAUGCUGAAAAUCAUGAUAUUGGACAGGAUGUUGGAGGAGCAAGCAUGGGAGGAGAAGAAUUUUUAAAACAAUUUGAAGUUACCGAUUACAAGACCGAUAUUACAUGGGAGGAUAUAAUUCCUGAAGAAGAGCGUAAUAGAAUUGAAGCCGAAGAAAAGUUGAAACAAGAUGAAGAGUUUUUGCAGGAACAAAUAUCUAUGAAUACUAAAAGAACUGUCAAGCAUCCUGAAAUUCUAUCAAUUAAGGAUAAUAAUUCGAAUAAGAAAUUAAAGAAAGUUGACCCGAAAUUAAGACAAUUAAAUGAAAAAGAAAUUCGCAAUCUUUAUAGGGCUAUUUUAAAAUUUGGGUCACCAUUGGAUCGUUGGGAAGAAGUUAUUAGAGAAGCAGAUUUGCCCAGUCAAAUGCCUCCUGAAAAAAUACGCUUAAUUGUUCAAGAACUUUUUAAAGUUUGUAAGCAGGCGAUAAUUAAUCAAGAAGCAGAAAAUAGAGAUGUUGAGAAUUCUACAUCGAAUCAAAACUCGAAACCAAAAAAAGCUCUUCUUAUAGAGUAUAAGGGAGUAAAAAAUAUUAAUGCAGAAACAGUCAUACAAAGAGCAAAAGAUUUGCGUUUUGUUCAUCAAUUAGUUAAAGACGUUGAUUCAAAAGUCUUUCGUAUACCUGGGCAAGUAAAAGCAGUUCAUGGAUGGUCAUGUCAAUGGGGAGAACGAGAAGAUGCUAUGCUAUUAAUUGGAAUCGAUAGGUAUGGAUUCGGUUCCUGGUCUUCUAUAAAAGAUGAUCCCGAUUUGAACAUGCAAGAUAAAAUAUUUUUAGACGAUGAUAGAACAGAAAAAGAUGAUCAUAAAGAAACCAAAGAAUUAAAGGAUUCUAAAUUGAUUCCUGGUCCUACUCAUCUUGUAAGACGUGGUGAAUAUUUAUUGAAUCUUGCACGAGAGAUUCUUGAAGUAAAAACGACAAGUUCCUCAAACAAUAUAUUAGUAAUAGAUAGAAAGGCAAAAAACAAUCAUAAUAUCCAUUCAUCAGGAUCAUCGCAACAGUCGAAAUCUAGAAAUACAAAUCAUGAUCUUCAUUCAUUUAAACAAUCUUCAAAAAUAAAGAAUGAUAAAAGGACAAAAACUCAAGAUAAUGUGAAUACAGAGAAAAACUACGAUUUUGAUGAUGAAAGCGAACAUUCUAGUAUGGACGAAGACGAUUGUAAGAGAAUAUUACAUCCUGUUCGAAAACAAUUGAAGACCUUAAAAAAGGAUAAGGAUACAGAUAGAACAAAACUCGCAAUGAUUUUAAAAGAAUGUUUAACAACAGUUGGUGAUUUUAUUGAAACAACUGUAGCAUCACGAUCCGAGUCUGAUAAAGAUCGCUUAAAAAAACAUUUAUGGGUAUUUACAAGCUACUUUUGGCCAAAAAAAAUUCCUUAUAUUCAUUUAUUAAAUAUGUAUAAUAAACUUAUAGCAGGAAGGAAGGAUUUUAACACUUAAUUUUAAAAAUAUUUGGCCUUUUUUAGGCAUAUUGAUUUUUAAUUU